GCGCUGCAUUGUGGGAGGACCUCGCGGCUGUUUCAUUCAAGAGGAAGAAACAUGGUUUUAGUUAACCUAUAUUUCCCACUGUGAACCAGUUACUGUAGAACAUCUAAUUCUUUGCUUUUAAUCCAAACUACAUCACAGAAACGAAGCACACAGCAAAGCUGACUGUAAUGUUGUGGUGUUUUCAACGUUAGCGGCUAAAGAGUUAGCAGGCUGUCUGAACGAGUUAUGAGAGUUGGCCAUGGAAUAAUUUGCAGUCUAAAUAGAUUUAUUUUAGUAACUGGACGCAAACCGAAUGCAGGACAGUAAAAUCUGGACUGAUAUCAGUGACAUUUCCCCCCACACUUUCAUUCGGUUCAAAGUAAUCCAGCUAGAUAGCUGGCUACCUAGCUAGCUGUUGUUAUUUCUGCUGUUAGUUAAUCAGAUUUUGUCUGAAACGGCACAACACAUCGGUUAAAUGGACGAGUCAGAUGUUGAGAGAGCAAAGGACUUCUGGUCUCAAGUGGAUGUGGACCGGGCUUUUGAUGAGUUACUGAGGUUCCUUGUGAGUCUGAGAGACAACAUCAAAAAUAAGACUGCUUCAGACAAAGGCUACAUCCAAGCCAGGAAUAUUAUCUUGGAGGCUGGCGUGACACUGAGGGCGGCCUUAAAGAUUGUUGCCAUUGAGGAGGUGCUCAUCAGUGAAGACAUUCUGACCGUGUCUGUGUCAGAUUCUCACUGUACUCUACUGAAAAUGAAGGAUGGACCUGUGCCAGAGGAUGUUUUACACGAGGACAGCUCAGGAAGUUCGAGGAAUCCGGAGUCUGUUUCAGACAACAGCCAGAUGUCUUUGUCUAACAGAAACGAUGCCAUGUUAUCAGGAAAGUUUGACCAAUAUGAUCAUGUGGUGCUGCUGUCACCUUCCAGACUGUCACCGGAGGACCAGUUGGCCCCCAUGUCACCCAUUCAAAUUUCCUACCAGCAACACGACUGCAGUGCAGCCUGCCUCCCUCGCCUACCACCUAGCGUAAACCAUUUUCUGGGUCAUAAUCCUUUGAGAGUGCCUCUUCUCUGCCACUUCCAGCGGCAUUGUGCCAAGCUCCGCUCAUUUGCAGAGCAAGAGGCGGAGCCACAAGGGGAGGAGCCGGACUCAGUGGAGGCAGAUGUGCUCUAUAAAGCCCCUUGUGGGCGGGGCUUGUGCUGCAUGGAUGACGUGCUGCAGUUCCUACAACAGACCAAAAGCCUUGGAAUUCUGCUGCCUGUGAAUUUUAGCUUCAAUCCGCAGGUGCUGCCGGACCGCCAGGCUCAGCCACAACUGCUCGGAUCCACUCCAUCUCUUCCGGCAACCAUCUUGUUUGAGAGAGACAUUAGCCGUGGGACAGAGGCGCUCCCAGUUCCGCUGUGUAACGAGGUGGAUGGGGUCAGACCCAAGGAAUUUCGUUACCGCAAAGACCGCUGGCCUCAUGGCUGCUUCUUAAGUGCAGCUCCGUUCUUCACAGCCUGUUGCGACUGCACAGACGGCUGCACAGACAGUCAGAGCUGCACUUGUCUUCAGCUGUCUCUGAAGGCUGGUGCUGACCCAGGCCAGCUUUACGUCCACCAGCGGCUAAAUGAACCUGUGUCCACAGGGCUGUAUGAGUGCGGCCCUUGGUGUGGAUGUGAGAAAAGCAGGUGUCUGAAUCGUGUGGUCCAGCGUGGACUCCGUGUUCGCCUGCAGGUGUUUCGCACCCAUGACAAAGGGUGGGGUGUACGCUGUCGUGACGACCUGGACAGGGGCACCUUUGUCUGUACUUACGCAGGUGUUGUCCUUAGUCUUGGGCGGAGCUUAGAAGAGCCCCUGUCCUCUAAAAACAUGAAGGAGGAGCCAGUGUCGGAUGACGAGGUGGAGGUAGUGGAGGAAUGGACUCUUCCUACAGGGCAGAAAAAAACAGUCACUGAAUCACUGGACACUUCUCCCCCUCUUUAUAUUCCUGUGAUCCAGAGGCCUGCAGGCCAACUGCCAGUGGCACUGGAUGGAGAAAAGCAACAGCUGGAACAGCAGGAACAGCAGGAGGAAAUGAAUGCCUCUUCAUUAUGUGAUUCCAGUAAGACAGAAACUAAAAGCCAAGAUGAUAAAGAGGAAGUAGUGAGGAAGAAGCCCAGGUUGGAUGGCAAGGAUGAAAAUGGAGACACCACCCUUCCAGAUCAGACAGUGCCCAAAGGAGAUGUAUCGAAACAAGGCUGUCAGGAGCAAAUGUAUUACCUUGAUGCUUCAAAAGAAGGAAAUGUAGCAAGAUUUAUAAAUCACAGCUGCAAUCCCAACCUAUUUGUCCAGAAUGUCUUUGUUGAUACUCACGACCCCAAAUUCCCAACAAUUGCCUUCUUUACAUGCAGAACAAUCACAGCAGGGACAGAACUGACCUGGAACUACUCCUAUAACCCGGGAAGCGACCCUGAGCAUGAGGUACCGUGCCUGUGCGGUUACGAGAACUGUCAAGCAGUUCUUAUCUAAGCCAAGUGUGAGAAGUGCUGCAUAUACCACCACAUGCCUGAGCUGCAUCAAGCAGCAAGAGCAAGCGUCAAGUCAAAGGCACAGGAAACCCAGUGAAACCACGUUUAUGAAAUCUACCCUGUAUGGCGAAAACCUAUCUUGAAGCUGGGCAAUCACAGACCAUCUUCAUAAUGGGAUAUUUCAGGUCUGUGCUUGUACUUACUGAGCUGUAAUCUGUAAAAGUAUCAAAUGAAACCAUGACGGUCAGUAGCCAUAUAUUGCUGUUCCUACUUUGUCCUACUGUACAAAAUGCAACACCAACGGUAUAUAACGAAUCUUUUUUUUGAUACAA
This is a messenger RNA of Colossoma macropomum (tambaqui), 2798 nucleotides long. It is a transcript of the gene setdb2, whose product is annotated as SET domain bifurcated histone lysine methyltransferase 2. The transcript is spliced from 11 exons. Gene Ontology annotation, biological process: negative regulation of gene expression; heterochromatin organization. Gene Ontology annotation, cellular component: nucleus. Gene Ontology annotation, molecular function: protein binding; histone H3K9 methyltransferase activity; DNA binding. The record is from RefSeq and is a predicted model, not a curated record. NCBI's taxonomy places the organism in Eukaryota, Metazoa, Chordata, Actinopteri, Characiformes, Serrasalmidae. Bases 455 to 2467 code for a protein of 670 amino acids.